UGCUCUAUAGGUCUUUGAAUGAUCCAUCACUGUUUCCAUUUUCUGUUUUUAUUUUCGAAUUCUAUGGGUUGACUUUUUUCAUAGGUCAAAUUGAUCUUUUUUUGGGUGCUCUUUGAUAUUAAUUUAUAUGGGUGUCUUUGUUGAUUUUAUUGAUGCUAAUAUUUAUCUGUUUAAAGCAAUUUCCCGUAUAAAUUUUUGGUCUUUGAGCACACCCUUUUGACUUUUGAUUUUCUUGGGUUGCUCUAUGAAUUGUUGAAAUGGUGGAAAUAGGGUAAAGAAGUAAAAUUAGUACUCCUUAUAUUAUAUUAAAGUCUUCAUUAAUCUGAUAUUUAAGUAGAGGCGAGAGGAGAUAGGAGGAAGCCAAAAAAUUGAAAGAUAGAGAGUGUAUAAAAUGGGUCUUAGGUCCAAAUCUUAUCGGAGGCAAAAAGCCACUAGGUGAUUUCUUCCUAUCAGCCUAAGUCUUAGGUGGGCAUAGUUACCCCAUACCUAUGCUGGUGAGAGGUCGCAGGUUUUAUUUUCGUUCUAAUUUUUAGUAUAUGUCUCAUAAACUUCAAUGAUUGAAGUGAAGCAACAGUGAGUAAGAUGGCCCUUUCCAUUUAUGUCUUCGCGAAGGUAGAAAUUUGCAUUUUAUAGUGAUAAACAAUUAAUGAGGUAUGGUUUCAAUCUAUUUGGACCAGGGAACAUCCCCAAGUCAAUUUAUAGGGGAGUUGGCUAUUAGGGGUUUUAGGGAAAAUAGGUCAGCUUGACUGUGCGCCUUAUAAUCAAGUAAUGCUGAUGUACUCAGGAGGAGGUCAUUACUACUUGAAUUUGUUGAACUGCACAAUGCGAUUCCAUUAUGCUAUCUGUCCAUGCAUCUCAUUUGCUGAAUAUGUUGGAAAUAAUAAAUAGGGAUGGGAAGAUUUUUCUUGGUACAUCAACUUCAAGCUCGACGAUGGAAGAGAGAUCAAGUUUUUGCCUAAUUGGUGGGCAAGAUCUAUUUCCAUUAACUGAUGCCUAAAUUUUUGUUGUGGAGUUCAAGAAGUUGAUGGAUAGUGCUCAGAUCUAAAGUCCAUACUGGAUCACAAUUAUUCUAAUCUGGAAGAACUUAAAGAGCUUUGUGCCUUGCUUUUCCCAUUCUCUAAACACCACUAACAUGUGAUUCAUUCUUGUUUGAAUCUUAUUAUGAGCAAUUGAUCUCGCAUGUUACAACCCUUUCUGUUGCAAGUAUUCUUUUGGGUAGCUACUCUGCCAAAAUGGUCAUACUUAAACGAGGGAAGAGGUUGGCCAACUGAAACUACUUGAAUAGUUAAAUUUCUAAAAGGAUAAAAGUAAAAGAAGUUCACUUAAAACUUUAUUUUUCAGCAUGAGGUACUAUGGAAUUUGUUACAUUCCUAAGCUUGGGACAUGUCUCUAGGAAUCAUAGUGGUCCAGGAGGGCAUUAUGUUUGCCAAGUCUUUCCCUGAAGUAUUAGGAUGCAGGACCCUCAUAGUACUGUAUGAACUUUUUGGAAGGGGAAGAAUAGCUCUACCCAUUUUUGAUGGAUAUAUGCAGUAUAGAGUCAAAAGCAGUUUGUUAUGCUUCUCUGGUUUAUAUAUGGAAGAACGAAGACAGCAAAUCUCAAUAGUUCUUGAGUUCAAUAGUGAUCGUUUAAUCUCUUUAUAUACAAAUUCUUUUUAAUUACUUGGAUUUUCUUAUAAAAGAAUCAAUGCUUCUAUCUUCUUACGGAAGCUUUUCCAUACCAUUACUUUGUUGAUUGUUAUUGCAAAGAUAAAUUGAUGAUGAGUAUAUUUAUGGCUUAUGAGGUGAAAGGGACAAUGUAUUAAGGAGAUGGCAUUUUGGUCUAGAAAAUUCAUAUAAGGAUCUCUUUACCUCUACUCAAUUAUAUUUUCAAUGCUCUUUUUGAGAUAAGUUGCAAUUGGUGAUCAAUCAAUUGUCUUCCUUUGGAGUUUUAAUAGCUUUCACUUGAUUAGCUUUUCUUCUCCCUUUUUGUCUUUCUUUUUCAAGUUUUUUUUUUUGGCUUAACGGUUCUGAUAUAUGCUUGUUCUUCUAUCUAGCUGUUGACCCUGACUUAAUUCAGGCCUGUUUUUAAGUGAAAAUUUUUGGACGAAGGGAGAUGCUCCAUGCUGACGGGAACUUGGUUUUUAGUCUCUCCAAUCACUGAAACUUCACGCUGAAAGUGGCUAUGAUAAAGUUCUCUAUGGAGGAGGUGGAAUUGUAUACCAACUGGGAUAAUGUGAUUUGUCCCAUUUGCUUGGACUUCCCUCACAACGGUGUUCUCCUCCAGUGCUCAUCUUAUGAGAAGGGCUGCAGGCCCUUUUUGUGUGACACAGAUCAUUUGCACUCCAACUGUCUAGAACGCUUCAAACAAGCACAUCGGAUGAUAGCUGGGUCACAAUUACUUUCAGCAUCCAAUGACAGAGAAGAUAUGACAAAAUCGGAAGCCAAGAAUUGGCCUGCCUGCCCCUUGUGUAGGGGAGAAGUUACUGGAUGGGUUGUUGUUGAGAAGGCUCGCAUACAUCUCGAUGUCAAGGAACGCUGUUGUGAAGAGGAUAAAUGUCGAUUUACGGGCACCUAUUUGGAACUUCAGAAACAUGCUAAACUUGACCACCCUCAUGCAUGUCCCUCAAAAAUAGAUCCUGCUCGACAGGUUGAUUGGGAAAAUUUUCAGCAGUCCUCUGAAAUAAUAGACGUCUUGAGUACUAUUCAUGCAGAAGUUCCCCGAGGGGUUGUUUUAGGUGAUUAUGUGAUUGAAUAUGGAAAUGAUAAUUCUGAAGAUGACUUUGAGGACUUCCCUUCAGCGGAAGGCAACUGGUGGACAUCAUGUAUCUUGUAUCAGGUAUUUAAUAACUUUAGGACGUCUAGAAACAGAAGAAGAUCUAGAGUAAGUAAUACAAGAAGAGGAAACCGCCAUUUGGGUUAUGAUGCUUCAAACUCUGACGAGAGUUCUGUGACAUCUGUAGAAUAUGUAGAUUAUGGGGUUGACGAGACUGAUGAUGAGCUUGUAAGUGCUGCUGGCCUCUCAAGGAGAAGAGCUGAUAGUCGCAGGGUUAAUAAGGAUCCAUUGGAAAGACUGAAGUGUCUAUUCAUUUGCUCGAAAGCUAGCAUCAUCCAAAGAAGGAAGUGUUCCCAAGUAUUCCUGGUGGAGUAGUGGCUAUGGAGUGAAGAGGGAAAGGAUAAAACUUGUUCAUGUAGUUGUGGUGCAAACGAUUGUAAGCUUGAUGCUUGCUCAUGAUAAACUGAAGGCUUCAUACAUAGUCUUUUGGACAAUUUAACUUACUGUGUUAGUGACCAUUUGAAUCAGUUUAUCAUCAUCUUUUGCAGACUGCCAAUUGCUUUAGAUCCUUCUUCAGUUUCUAAAAAGGGUAAAUAGUAACCUCCAAUAAUUAUUUGUUUUUUUAAUCCAAUAAUGAUUUGUUGAUUGUA
Nicotiana tabacum (common tobacco) is the source of this 3402-nucleotide messenger RNA. NCBI's taxonomy places the organism in Eukaryota, Viridiplantae, Streptophyta, Magnoliopsida, Solanales, Solanaceae. The record is from RefSeq and is a predicted model, not a curated record.